This is a messenger RNA of Chilo suppressalis (striped riceborer), 787 nucleotides long. NCBI's taxonomy places the organism in Eukaryota, Metazoa, Arthropoda, Insecta, Lepidoptera, Crambidae. The record is from the annotation of a GenBank genome assembly.
AAAAUAUUUUAAAAGUUUUUUGACGAUGUGGUGUUUAGUAUGAUUGGGGAAGUCCACCAUCAUUGAGCUGUAAGCGUGCCAAAACAACAGUCACAGCUUUUCCAUCACUGCUGCUGAGAUGAAAAGGUUUUUGAAAUAUUGAUAUUUUCUGGUUACCACAAACUGCCGCGAAAAAGUUUGUUUUGGUCACUUGAUGAAGAUAUUGGAGUUGAGGUAGUACCAAGGCUUUGUCUCGAAACAGAUUCUAAGAAUAAAAAGACAAUACUGACCUACCUGGUGGACAAUAAUGACGCUCCGAACACCACUGAUAAAAUGUUCAAAGUUCAAAAGCUUUCAUGCUCAUUACAAAAUGACAUGCUUAUUUCAAAAUUUAGCUUGCAUGUUCUUUCAAGUGAAAAUGACGCCAUGGACCAGUUGCUAUUUCGACAAAAUGAAAUUGUAAGGUUUUACCUAAAACAAGCUGCACAAAGUGUAACUGCUCGCCCUUCUUCAUCAAACAUCGAAGGUUUACAACUACAAGAUGAUGCCGAACACCUUCUUGAAAAGCUUUCAAAACGGAUGCGCUGUGUUAUCUACCAUAAUAGAAGCCGCUGGGGUUGUAAAAAGUACAAGAAAACACUCUGCAUAGAAAAACUUAUUUUACCAACUUUCGUUCAUAAGUGGCCACUGUGCCAAUUUGGGCACACGCCUGUAAUUCCUGAAAAAUGUCAUUUAAAUUAUUAUUUUUUUCUUUAUAUGUUUGUUUGUAUUCCUAAUAUUAAGUAAAUAAAGGCUUUCCUUUUUUACA